Helobdella robusta is the source of this 1392-nucleotide messenger RNA. RefSeq lists its product as hypothetical. The transcript is spliced from 2 exons. NCBI's taxonomy places the organism in Eukaryota, Metazoa, Annelida, Clitellata, Rhynchobdellida, Glossiphoniidae. The record is from RefSeq and is a predicted model, not a curated record. The coding region runs from base 1 to 1392 and encodes 463 amino acids.
AUGGCAACGAAUUCACUUAAGAAAAUUCUCUGCACCUUGUCUCCAUCGAUGGCACCAUCAUCAUCAUCACUGCUGGCACAGGGAACAUCAUCGUUGACGUCAUCAUCAUCCAUGCAGGCUUCCUCGUCCCCACUUCCUCCUCCCCCGCCACCCAGAGCAUUCCACUGGAUGAAAAUGGAUCAACUGCUGGAAACACGUCAUGACAUCAACAACAACGACAGUAACAACACUAUCAACAUCAAUAACGACAAUAUCAAUAACACAAUUGGCGACACUAACAACCCAAUCAACAGAAGCAACAACAACAACAACGAUAACGUCAACAGCAACUUGAAUGACAACAGAAGCAACACAAACCAUGAACUGACUGUUGGCGAUACAUCUGGCCAACAUUCCAACAUCAGUGACAAUUUCAAAGAUGUGGCUGUUACUGGUUUUGACGAGAAGAGUCCAGAUGUUUGGUCACUACAAUCACCUUCAAACAAAACUUCAAUCCAGACAGCUGUGGAUGACAUUUCAACAAUGAAACCACCAACAACAACGGCCGCAACAACUAAACCAACUGCAACGUCCUUCACAACCGCACAAAACUCAACAACGUCUGAAAUAAAAUCGACAGCAGCUCACGAUUUUAUCAACUCAACGAUGCAGCAACCACAAAAUCGGCAACAAAUGGCAAUGCUCAAUCAAUACAUUCAACAAAAUGAUUGCACACAACAACAACAACAACAACGUGAACCAUAUCAACAUCAACAAAAAAUAAUUUCUCCGUUACAUUCCAAAAAUCAAAUGCUUAAAAGCGCCAUCAGCAAAUCGUCAACUAUUGAAAAAAAAGUUGCUUUCAACUUAAACAACACUCCGUUAGACAAUGCUGCUUCGUUUAAAUUUCAAAAACAACAGCAACAACAAUAUCAACAACAACAUAACCUACAUGAACGUUCGCAUAAUCAAUAUCAAGAGCAUCUACAACAUCAACAACAUCGUCAACAACUACAGACUCAUCAACAACAACAUCUUCUUCAUCGUCAACAACAGCAUCAACAACAUCAACAACAUCGGCUGUCAAAAGACGAGAGUACAGAUAGAUGCAAGGCAAACAUAAGCAGCAACAUGUCACUGAACGUCUCCGAAGAAAGCCCUAACUAUAUAAAAACAUCACCGAUUCUUCCUGACAAAAUUAUCAACAAUCGAGAAACAACACACAGUGGUUGCAGUCAUAGUGGUAGUAGUUACUGUUGCAGCAGCAGUGGUAACAGCAGUAGUGUUGGUGGCGUUGUGGCUGUCGCGAGUUGUGGUGGUGGUAGUAGUGGUAGCGACACGUGUGAAGUUGACCAGUGUUUGAUUGUUUAUAAAGAUGAGAAACUCUCAAAAAUAAAAGAAGUGUCUGUGUGA